Talaromyces marneffei is the source of this 225-nucleotide messenger RNA. RefSeq lists its product as uncharacterized. The record is from RefSeq and is a predicted model, not a curated record. Lineage: Eukaryota; Fungi; Ascomycota; Eurotiomycetes; Eurotiales; Trichocomaceae. Bases 1 to 225 code for a protein of 74 amino acids. The transcript is spliced from 2 exons.
AUGCUAGGCGAGAGAGGUGGAAUCGAGGCUGCUGCACACCGAGCUCUUGAACGUCAACGGCGCGAGGGAGAAGAAGCAGCAGCACGAGAUGAAAAAAAAUCACGGACUACACAAUAUCUGACUCUCGGACGACGCUGGUUCCUAAGAUCUUCUCAGGUCGAGGAUGAAACAGUUACAACGCAAAAUGAGGGAAAGUGGAAACGGUUCAAAAAACAUUUCCAAUAG